AUGUCAGGAGGACCCAUCACACAGGACUGGGAGCCCGUGGUUAUCAGGAAGAAGGCACCCACCGCCGCCGCCAAGAAGGAUGAGAAAGCUGUCAACGCUGCUCGCCGCUCUGGCGCUGAGAUCGAAACCCUAAAGAAAGCUACUGCUGGGACCAAUAAAGCUGCCUCCAGCAGCACUACCUUGAACACAAGGAAGCUCGAUGAGGAAACAGAGAACCUUGCUCAUGAACGUGUGCCAAGUGAGCUGAAGAAAGCUAUUAUGCAAGCUCGAAUGGAUAAGAAGCUUACCCAGUCUCAGCUUGCUCAAAUUAUCAAUGAGAAGCCUCAAGUGAUCCAAGAGUAUGAAUCUGGGAAGGCUAUUCCAAAUCAGCAGGUAAUUACCAAGUUGGAGAGAGCUCUUGGAGCGAAACUGCGUGGAAAGAAAUAA
Prunus armeniaca (apricot) is the source of this 426-nucleotide messenger RNA. The record is from the annotation of a GenBank genome assembly. NCBI's taxonomy places the organism in Eukaryota, Viridiplantae, Streptophyta, Magnoliopsida, Rosales, Rosaceae.